AUGAAUGAGACUAAUACCAUGAUAAUGAAUAAUAAGAAUAAUUUUAAAAAAUUCUCGUUUUCAAAUAUUUAUAUGAAUAGGACUACUAGUGAUAAUAAUGAUAAGAACAAUCGGAUGCCUACAACAUCGACUAGGUCUUCGAGAAAUAAUAAUACUAAUAACAAUAAUCCAAUGACCCCAACAAAAGCACAAAGAGGAUACGUUACACCUCCAGCUACAUCGCCUUCUCAAAGACAUGGAGCUCAUUCUCACAAGAGGACAGGAAGCGUCAGUGGAAAUAUAUUAUUACUAACACCUCCGGAUGAGAGUAUAGAUCCUCAUCAUCAUCAAUCAUAUCCUCAAAAUUAUACAUCAUCGUCAUCGUCAUCUUCUGUGUCGAAUACUCCAACGAAAAAAACGUUUAGUAAUCAUAGUAAUAAUACUAUGAAGAAAAAAUCAUUAUCUGUGGUGGUGCCUAAUGAUAUUGAUGAUCUGAAUACAAUGUUAUCUCCAGGGUUUCAUCCAAUGAGUAAUUUCUUACAUAAAGCAAAGAGUAAUGAAGAAGAUGGUGAGGAAGACAUUUCUUCACAUAGUUAUACACAUGAAUUAUCGCCAAAAUUGACUAUACAAAAUACAAAUGAACAAAUAAGAAGAAAUUCUGUUGGUACUUAUAGUAGUCUAACAGAUUUUGUUAAACAAAAUCAUAUUAAUGUUGAUGGUAGGAUAUUUGUCGAUAGCCCACAAGCACCAAAGAUAAAUUUGGAUAUUUAG
Molecule: messenger RNA, 750 nt
Organism: Maudiozyma barnettii
Lineage: Eukaryota; Fungi; Ascomycota; Saccharomycetes; Saccharomycetales; Saccharomycetaceae
Gene: ICS2
Product: Ics2p
Exons: 1
Coding region: 1-750 (249 amino acids)
Source: RefSeq, a predicted model, not a curated record